AUCUCUUCAAGUAAUUCAUCUGUUUGGUGACCUCUCCGAUCACUUGUCACGAAGAUGGCCUUGCUUGGGAAUCCUGCUUCUUUCAGCAGGAUUAUUAUGGAUUAUUCUAAUUAUCGGAAAAAGUUCUACCAGCAGGUCUGAAGUGGAAGAUCCAGGCUGACCGAGCCAUUCAGGAACCACUGGGGGCCACGUCCUGCCUUUGAAGAGCUCCAGUGGUCAAGUCCAGCCCUCCCUGGGGUAAGCAUGAUGCUACUUCUGCUAUUCCUGCUAGGGCUCCUGGGGCCAGGAAGCUACUUGUUCCUUUCAGGGGGUUGUCAGGAGGUGGCGACUUUCACAGUGAAAUUCCAAGUGACAGAGGAAGUGGAGCCUGGCACGGUGAUAGGGAAACUGUCCCAAGAACUGGGAGUGGAGGAGAGGCGUGGGAAGGCGGGAGAUGCCUUCCAGAUCCUACAGCUGCCUCAGGCACUGCCUAUUCAGAUGAACUCUGAGGAUGGCCUGCUCAGCACUUCCAGCCGGCUGGAUCGGGAGAGGCUAUGCCGGCAGCAGGAGCCCUGCCUGGUGUCCUUUGACGUGCUGGCCACAGGGGCCCUGAUCCAUGUGGAGAUUCAGGUGCUGGACAUCAACGACCACCAGCCAGAGUUUCCCAAAGGUGAACAGGAGCUGGAAAUCUCUGAGAGUGCCUCUCUGCAAACACGAAUCCCCUUGGACAGAGCCCUUGACCAAGACACUGGUCCUAACAGCUUGCAUUCCUACUUCCUGUCUCCCAGUGAACAUUUUGCCUUGGAGGUUAUUGUGGGGCCGGAUGAAACAAAACAUGCAGAACUUGUGGUGGUGAAGGAGUUGGACCGGGAAGUCCACUCAUUUUUUGAGCUGGUGCUGACUGCCCAUGACAAUGGCAAUCCCCCUAAGUCAGGCACCAGUGUGAUCAAAGUCAAUGUUCUGGAUUCCAAUGACAAUAGUCCGGUGUUUGCUGAGAGUUCACUAGCACUAGAAAUCCCAGAAGACACUGCCCCUGGCACUCUUCUCAUAAACCUGACGGCUACGGACCCAGACCAAGGACCCAAUGGGGAGGUAGAGUUCUUCUUUGGCAAGCACGUGUCCCCAGAGGUGAUGAACACCUUUGGUGUAGAUGCCAAGACAGGCCAGAUCAUUCUGAGCCAACCCCUAGACUAUGAAAAGAAUCCUGCCUAUGAGGUGAAUAUCCAGGCAAGGGACCUGGGUCCCAAUUCCAUCCCCGGCCAUUGCAAAGUUCUCAUCAAGGUUCUGGAUGUCAAUGACAAUGCUCCAAGCAUCCACAUCACAUGGGCCUUCCACAUGCCGCUGGUGUCAGAAGAUCUUCCCAGGGACAGUUUCAUUGCUCUCAUCACUGCAAAUGACUUGGACUCAGGAAACAAUGGUCUGGUCCACUGUUGGCUGAAACAAGAGCUGGGCCACUUCAGGCUGAAAAGGACCAAUGGCAACACGUACAUGCUGCUUACCAAUGCCACACUGGACAGAGAGCAGUGGCCCAUAUACACUCUCACCGUGUUCGCCCAAGACCAAGGACCCCAGCCUUUAUCAGCUGAGCAGGAGCUCCGAAUUCAGGUCAGUGAUGUCAAUGACAAUGCCCCUGUGUUUGAGAAGAGCCGGUACGAGGUCUCCACCUGGGAAAACAACCCACCCUCUCUUCAUCUCAUCACUCUCAAAGCUCACGAUGCUGACUUGGGCAGUAAUGGAAAAGUGUCAUACCGUAUCAAGAACUCCCCCGUUUCUCACUUAGUAAUUAUUGACUCUGAAACAGGAGAAGUCACUGCUCAGAAGUCACUGGACUAUGAACAGAUGGUAGGCUUCGAGUUCCAGGUGAUAGCAGAGGACGGAGGGCAACCCCAGCUGGCAUCCAGCAUCUCGGUGUGGGUUAGCCUCUUGGAUGCCAAUGAUAAUGCCCCAGAAGUGAUUCAGCCUGUGCUAAGUGAAGGCAAAGCCACUCUGUCAGUGCUUGUGAACGCCUCCACGGGCCACCUUCUGUUGCCCAUCGACAAUCCCAGUGGCUUGGGUACUGGUACACCACCAAUGGUUACCCACAGCCCCUGGUCCUUCCUUUUGGUAACAAUUGUGGCGAGAGAUGCUGACUCAGAGGCCAACGGGGAGCUCCUCUACAGCAUUCGAAGUGGGAAUGAUGCUCACCUCUUUGUCCUCAGCCCCACCUUAGGGCAGCUCUUCAUUAAUGUCACCAAUGCCAGCAGCCUAAUUGGGAGUCAGUGGGACCUGGGGAUAGCAGUAGAGGACCGGGGCAGCCCCUCCUUGCAGACCCAAAUUCUGUUGAGGGUCAUGUUUGUCACCAGUGUGGACCACCUCAGGGACUCUGCUCGUAAGCCUGGGGUCCUGAGCACGCCAGCGCUGGCCAUGAUCUGCCUGGCUGUACUGCUGGCCAUCUUUGGGCUGAUCUUGGCUCUGUUCGUGUCCAUCUGCCGGACAGAGAAAAAGGAUAAUAGGGCCUACAACUGUCGUGAAGCUGAGUCCACCUACCGCCACCAGCCCAAGAGGCCUCAGAAACACAUUCAGAAGGCAGAUAUCCACCUGGUGCCUGUGCUCAGGGCCCAGGAGGAUGAGACUGAUGAACUUAGGCCAUCUCACAAGGAUACCAGUAAGGAGGCACUGAUGGAGGCAGGCUGGGACUCCUGCCUGCAGGCACCCUUCCACCUCACACCAACCUUAUACAGGACCCUGCGUAACCAAGGCAACCAGGGAGCACCGGCCGAGAGCCAGGAGGUACUACAGGACACAUUCAACUUCCUUUUCAACCAUCCCAGACAGAGGAACGCCUCCCGAGAGAACCUAAGCCUUCCUGAGGCCUCACUUGCCCUAGGGCAGCCACACUCGAGGCCUCCAAAGGUGCCUGGCAGCCCCAUUGCCAGGCUGGCUGGAGACCAAGGCAGUGAUAAAGGCCCACAGAGCCCGCCAACCUCCUCGGCUACUCUGAGAAGACAGCGGAAUCUCAAAGUGUCUCCUGAGGGAGAGUCUGGUCCGCAUCAGAUUCUGAGGAGCCUGGUCCGGCUAUCUGUGGCUGCUUUUGCCGAACGGAACCCUGUGGAGGAGCUCGCUGGGGAUUCUCCUCCUGUCCAGCAAAUCUCCCAGCUGCUGUCCUUGCUGCAUCAGGGCCAAUUCCAGCCCAAACCAAACCACCGAGGAAAUAAAUACUUGGCCAAGCCCGGCAGCAGCAGGGCUGCCAUCCCAGACACAGACGGCCUAGGCGUCAGGCCUGGUGGCCAAGCAGAACCUGACUUGGAAGAAGGGCCCUUGAUCCCCGAGGAGGACCUGUCUGUGAAGCGACUUCUAGAAGAAGAGCUGUGUAGCUUGUUGGACCCCCAUACAGGUCUAGCCCUGGACAAGCUGAGUCCUCCUGACCCAGCCUGGAUGGCGAGACUGUCCUUGCCCCUCACCACCAAUUACCGAGACAACUUGUCUUCCCCUGAUGCUGCAGCUUCAGAGGAACCGAGAACAUUCCAGACAUUCGGCAAGACUGCGGGACCUGGACCGGAGCUAAGCCCAACAGGCACACGCCUGGCCAGCACGUUUGUCUCAGAGAUGAGCUCGCUGCUGGAGAUGUUGUUGGAGCAGCACACGGUGCCAGUGGAAGCUGCAUCCGCUGCUUUGAGGCGGCUCUCGGUGUGCGGCAGGACCCUCAGCCUAGACCUGGCCGCCAGUGCAGCCUCGGGCUCUGAAGCACAGUUGGGUAGAAAGAAGGCAGCUGAGGACAGAUUUGGCUGUGGCAGGAAUCUAUGAACACGCUUGGCUGGGAUGCCUUUCGAUCCAGGGACUGGGUCCCCUGGGAAAUGUUAGGGCACUCAGGCCUUGAGGAUCUCAGGGAAUGAGCUGGUUUCUAAAAUUGUAGAUUUCACUGGCCCCUAACUUUAGGGUGACUGAUGCUGUGCUAUUCCCACAGAGGAGGCAGGAGCCCAGGACUAAACAAGCAACUGACUGGAGCAGACUUAGUAGUGGACUGGGUAGCUGAGCUUUAUGGAAGACAGGGACGGCUUGUUUUUCUCCCAGGAGUUUGUGGUAAAACACAGAGUGUAAAGAGGUGGCCCUCGGGAGGAACAGAUGGCGUAGUAUCAUGAGCAGAGGGAGAGCCUCACUGGAGACUGAAGGUAGGGGCUGGUUCCUGGGGGAGCCGGGCAAUGCUCUCUGACCUACUAAUAAAAGGAAAACUGCAGCUCAUUCUGUUUUCAAUCGACAGGAGGGAGGACAGAGUAUCAGAGCGAGGGCUGUUUGUCAUCUAGCUCCUGGCCUGAAACUCCUGUUGGGUCAAGGUAGGAGUGGGUCACACCUGGUUCACAGUGACAGGUACGCAAACAAUGGGCGUGUGUGUCCUUGACCCCACUCCACUAUAUGUUAUCCGACAGUAUGCUUCUCAGAUGGAAAAUCAGGACUAAGUAAAGCAAGACUGUAAAUAGGGUAUUUAUAUGAGCCAGGCACUAGGCUUUAAUUUGAUUUUUUUCCCCCAUGCUAAGUUGGUGAUAUUAUUUUACCCAUUUCAUAGAAACAAAGCUUGGAAAAGUUGAGUGUAUUCCCCAAGACUGAUCAGGAAAUAGAGACCCAGGAUUGGUGCUAAGCCUGGCCCAACACCAAAGCCUGUGCCAUCAACCAUGGCACUAGAUUGCCAACCAAGGAACAGAAAAGGAAAAGUCCCUGAGAUGAAGGCUUGCAGAUAGAAGGCACUCAGGUCCAUACGAGCCCAUGCUUACAAGCACAGGGUAAAAGGAGCUUGCAUCUGCCCAGUGCCAAUCCAGUCCUCUUCCAGGCUUCCGAUGCAGAAGUCAUCUUACCUGAAGCCCCAGCUGGGGAAGUCUUUCUCUAUUGGCAGGCUGGAGUCUAAGAAUCGAUGCCCCAGAGGAUGACUUGUGAACUAGGACUGACAGCAGCCAUCCAUCCAGGGGUGGGAAGAGUGAAGAAAAAGCUAACAUUUUCCCAAGGCUUUUUGUUCCUGGAAAUUUCCAAGCAAUCAUGGCUAGUUUAGGGUAGUAUGGAGGUUGUUCUGGACACUGAAGGCAGACGAUAUCGUCUGCUUCACCUGUCACCUUCAGGAGCUCAGUGGUCUUGACUCUCACUGGUAGCUGGGCCAGCCAUAGUCCCAUCAAGGGCUGAUGCCUGUCACACUUAGAAUGUAGUGGUUAUUCCAUCUUACAUAUGAGACCUGAAGAUGUUAAGCAUUUCAAAGGCAAGGUCUGGGUCUCUGAUCAUCUCACUCCAGGUCAGGGUGAUCUUACAAGACCUGUGGUUGUCAGUCUGGCUCACAGAGCUGUUGGGUUCCAGGCCACUAAGAGAGGCAAUGAAAACCAAGCAAGAAGGAGCUCCAGCUUGUCCAGCCAGAUGCCUGGCACAGAUGACACUUGAAAUACUUGUUGAGUAGAUAUAUGAAUGAAUAAAUGGGUAAACAAA
Messenger RNA from Psammomys obesus (fat sand rat), 5418 nucleotides. RefSeq names its product protocadherin 12 (gene Pcdh12). The record is from RefSeq and is a predicted model, not a curated record. Gene Ontology annotation, biological process: homophilic cell-cell adhesion. Gene Ontology annotation, molecular function: calcium ion binding. Gene Ontology annotation, cellular component: plasma membrane. NCBI's taxonomy places the organism in Eukaryota, Metazoa, Chordata, Mammalia, Rodentia, Muridae. The transcript has 4 exons. Bases 244 to 3762 code for a protein of 1172 amino acids.